Molecule: messenger RNA, 3706 nt
Organism: Rhopalosiphum maidis (corn leaf aphid)
Lineage: Eukaryota; Metazoa; Arthropoda; Insecta; Hemiptera; Aphididae
Gene: H
Product: protein hairless
Exons: 3
Coding region: 942-3647 (901 amino acids)
Source: RefSeq, a predicted model, not a curated record
AAACUUUAGUAAUAGUUGAGUGUAUCCCGGCUGUCGCGAGUUUUUUUACCUACUUCUAUUACUGAACAUAACUAAAACUAUCGCGACUACAACGACUUCUCGUUAUUACUUCUACAACCAAUCAUCGAUACUAUUACUACUACUACUGCUACUACGACGACGACGACUACUACUACUACUACUACCACUAAAAUAUUAUAAUAGAUAAAAUAUAAUAAAAUAUAUUAUUGCAUUAUAUUUCCACCAUCGACUACUGUGCACGCGUGUCGCGGAAGAAUAACAUUGGACGAGAAUUGCAUUAAUUUAAUUAACAAUUCCGUUUUCUUUUUCUUUUUUUGCCGGCGAUCGGGGAAAUCGUCAUUGUCGCUAAAUGUCGCAUAUUAUUGUUUUAUCAAAAGUCACGAUAUCACCGCACCGUCUUCUGGGCUCUCGGUCCUUAGAAUCCCAUUGCCAUCCGAAAAACUAACGUAUUUAAUAUACAUUACGGACGAUAGUAUAGUCGUUGUUCCUACUUACGUCGUCGUACUAUCCGUUUGGUGUGCCGAUCGCGAAUACUAUGCUGAUACAGACGUUCGCGAAAGCCACAAUUUACAGCGGUAGUGUUGUCCACUGUCGGCGACGGAAACGCGCGUUUUUCACGUCGUCGUAAAGUCGUCUUACCGCCGUGUAGAGUACGACAUAGUUCGCCUUUGAGUCUGCUCACAGUCUGCCGUCAUCGUGUAUGCGUACCUACCGAUCGUGGCCAGCAGCAACAUAACAUAUCAAAUGGUUUUUCGAUAUCAUGAUACGCAGCCGUGGUGGUGCUGUCGCCGGAGUUGUCGAGUCUACAGUACGUUGCAAUCUGCCACAAAAGCUCGCCACAGCAGUGCCACUGGCACCAGCACAAUUAAUAACAUCAAACCGCUGUCGUCGCCCUUAUAAUAGUUGUGGUGGCAAUAACCAUGACACGAGAUUCGGCGGCGGUCGCCGCUUUAGACGACCGCCGCCGCCGCUGCCCUAUAUCGGCGGCAUCCAACGUAGUGGACGAUGCCUCAACACUGAUGACAAACAGUACCACUACGAGCGGAUCAAGUAGCAAUGAUGACGUAGGUGGAGGAGAUGAAGGUGGUAGCCUCAAAUCAUCGUCUGAAGUGUCAACGACUACUAGUUGUUGUGGUGGUAGCAGCAGUAGCAGCAGGAGUGGUAGUGAUGAUGACGAUUCUGCCACUGUUACCAGGUUGUCUACAGCAAUUGAUGACAGUUGUACUACAACCAUCAAAACUCCAACAAUACCACCGUCAUUACCUAAACAAAUGGAAGAUGAUAAUAAUGGUGAUAAAGAUUCUUCUAGCAGUAGUCAUAAUGAUGAAGCAGCCGUGUCCACUACUCCAACAAGUAUUGGAGGACGUCUCACGUUUUAUAAAGAUGGCAAAUUUAUAUUCCAACUAGCAGCCCAUCAUCAACAAAAUCCAUAUAACAAUCCAUCUGCUUUAACAUCCCCAUGCCGUUGGGUACCAGUUCCGACAGUAAUACAGCAACACAAAAAUAAUGUCAAGUGUAUAGGUGAGUGGUCACAAUAUCAGCAAAAUAAGACCAUAUGGCCUUACUUGGUUACUAAUACUGCCUCUGACAGUAAGUCACCUCAACCGGUACAGCAAUCACAACCACCAACGGUAAGAAUUGGUGAGCGUAAGCAACAUCAAUUUCAACACAGGACGACGCCCCCGCCACUUUCUCUCAUUACUAAUGCUGUUAAUACAGCUACACAUGCUGGUGGAAUUGUAGUUGCUACAACGACAAAUAUUGUGCGAAGACCUUCCAGAAAAUGUUCAACUACUGUAGCAGUAGAAAAUGUUACCGAUUUUCAACAUCAACACUGUCAACCACCUACACAAUUACGAGGUUUGCCGAGACGUUCACAGCAACACCAACAUCAAGCGUUUAUGAUGAUGGCCACCGAUACAAUAAAAGUUCAGAGGCGUUUAUUGUCAUUACCAAAAAAGGAACGUCUCUGGUGUCAAAGAAAGAGAAAAUCGAUGACUAAAAACUCCAUUUUACAAGAACUUAAGCCCCCAAAAAUAAAUUUAGAAUGCGUUGUACGGAACUUGUGGUGUAGGAGACAUACAACAGAAUUAUUGUUACGUAGGCAACUCUCGAUCAACAAUAAUGGAGACACUAUGACUGCUGCUAUUUCUGCUGUCGUCGAUAUUAUUCCUCCUAUCGUUUCUCGUCACAUCACCGUUUCUUCGGCAAGCGUUGUCGAUUCCACGUGUUCUAAUACGGGAGGAGGUAGUAAGCGGCGCUCUAUGGUUUCUCCAUCACCCACCACCGCUACCCCAAUUCCCGUCACUGCCACUACAAUAACCCUUAGUAAUAAGAGUGGCAAUAGUAGCCCUCACAAAAAAUAUAAACUAGGAAACCAUCAUCCGCCGGAACAGAUACUAUUACCGCAGCAACGGUUAGUAGUUGAUAAAAAUGUGAAAAAAACUAUUCCACAACCUCCGAUGCAAACCAUGUCAACCAACGAUCACAGCAUAACUGCUAUAUUGUCUGGUGGUGCGACGGGAGCGAAACGCUCUAAUGGUAGUGGUGCUCUUUCAAUGGUAAUAGAUCCAGAAAAUUGUGUCAUUACCACGCCUACUUCUACUAGUACAAUAUUGUCACCACAUAAAAACCUUAAUACGCCAUCACCUGCACCACUAUCAUUAUUGCGUACAUUGCUCAAGAGUCCCAGUAGUGAAAGUGGUUCGCCACCCAUUGCUGCUAAUAUAAAUGGUGUUGGAUACAGGCAUCAUACGAAUGGCAGCAGAAAAAGGCCAUCAGCCGAAUCAACAGUUGUUUCAUCAUUACCGCCUAUUAAUGCAGCUGCCGUUAAAGUUGAUAAUGGCCUAGGAACGUCGGCAAUGGCAAUACCAUCAGUUUGUGCUAAUUCAGCUGAUAAUGCUUCUGCCGUUCUAACUGCUCUUCAUCAACUUCCUACUAUUCACCACCCGGCUGCUGGACAAUUAGCCGCGGCUGGCUACUUUAAUGUGUUAUACCAUCAAGCCGCAAUGGCUGCUGCUAUGGCAUAUCAAACCCACGCACAACUGCCUCAAACGUUGCCUAAAUCGCAACCAUCGCCUUUAUUGUCUUCACAAUUUCCCACGACCGGUGGUGCCAAUAGUACUUGGCAACGUCAAUUGAACCGGCAACCGCCUCUUUUACAUCCAUCAGAAGCAAUUGUCGGAAGCGGAGUUACUAACGCCACCAUCUCUUCAUCUGCAUCAACGGUCGUGGCACCUUAUUCUUCACCUUUAAUAACUGCCACGGUUAAUGGCAGUAGUUUGUUGCCACCUGCUACUCCAUCACCGCCUCCUUCUUUAAUGUUACAUCCGCAUCCUGUUCACUCUCGUAAUUUAUUGUUGCACCAUCAGCAACAGUAUCAACCAGCGCCCACGGUACAACAACAACUAUCAUCGUUCCAUCGACAACAGGGUAGUAGCGUCAAAAAAAGAACUGGAGUGAUAGGCGCUACCGAGUACGGCGGUUGUAUAGAAGAAAAUAACUCUGGAGUUGUAGCUACCCUAGAUGAAGAGUCCUCUUCCGCCGAUUGUAUGCCGCUCAACCUAUCCAAGGAUUCUAUAGCUGAAAACGUCAGUGGUACUAGUCCAACAGCAAGAGUCAGGUGACAUUCGAGCGAAAAUUACUACAAUAGACUAGCUAAUAGCAUUAGACUGUUUGGCCGUUU